CACCCCAUGGGCCUUCUUUUACGAUUGGAAAAGCUAUCUGGCUCCUCUGGGGCCUGGUGUUUAACAACUCCGUACCUGUGCAGAACCCUAAAGGGACCACCAGCAAGAUCAUGGUGUCCGUGUGGGCCUUCUUCGCCGUCAUCUUCCUGGCCAGCUACACGGCCAACCUGGCCGCUUUCAUGAUCCAGGAGGAGUUUGUGGACCAAGUGACCGGCCUCAGUGACAAAAAGUUUCAGAGACCUCACGACUAUUCCCCACCCUUUCGAUUUGGCACGGUGCCCAACGGCAGUACAGAGCGAAACAUCCGGAACAACUACCCCUACAUGCACCAGUACAUGACCAAAUUUAAUCAGAAGGGAGUCGAGGACGCCUUGGUCAGCUUGAAAACAGGGAAACUGGACGCUUUCAUCUACGACGCUGCAGUCUUGAAUUACAAGGCUGGGAGGGACGAAGGCUGCAAGCUGGUGACCAUUGGGAGUGGGUACAUCUUUGCUACCACUGGUUAUGGGAUCGCCCUCCAGAAGGGUUCGCCGUGGAAGAGGCAGAUUGACCUGGCCCUGCUCCAGUUUGUGGGUGAUGGGGAGAUGGAGGAGCUGGAGACGCUGUGGCUCACGGGGAUCUGCCACAACGAGAAGAACGAGGUGAUGAGCAGCCAACUGGACAUCGACAACAUGGCGGGCGUGUUCUACAUGCUGGCGGCCGCCAUGGCGCUCAGCCUCAUCACCUUCAUCUGGGAGCAUCUCUUCUACUGGAAGCUGCGCUUCUGCUUCACGGGCGUCUGCUCCGACCGGCCGGGCCUGCUCUUCUCCAUCAGCAGGGGCAUCUACAGCUGCAUUCAUGGAGUGCACAUUGAAGAGAAGAAGAAGUCUCCGGACUUCAACUUGACUGGAUCCCAGAGCAACAUGUUAAAACUCCUUCGAUCUGCCAAAAACAUCUCCAACUUGUCCAAUAUGAACUCCUCAAGGAUGGAUUCCCCCAAGAGAGCUGCGGACUUCAUCCAGCGAGGCUCCCUCAUCAUGGACAUGGUUUCAGAUAAGGGCAACCUGGUCUACUCAGACAACCGGUCCUUCCAGGGGAAAGACAGCAUCUUCGGGGACAACAUGAAUGAACUCCAGACCUUCGUGGCCAACAGGCACAAGGAUAACCUCAACAACUAUGUGUUCCAGGGCCAGCAUCCUCUGACUCUCAACGAGUCCAACCCCAACACAGUGGAGGUGGCCGUCAGCACAGAGUCCAAAGGGAAUUCCCGUCCUCGGCAGCUUUGGAAGAAAUCAAUGGAGUCACUCCGCCAAGACUCCCUGACCCAGAACCCCAUCUCCCAGAGGGACGAGGGGCCCGUGGAGAACAGGACCCACUCCCUGAAGAGUCCUCGGUACCUUCCUGAAGAGGUGGCCCACUCGGACGUCUCCGAAACGUCGAGCCGGGCUGCGUGCCACCGGGAGCCUGACAACAAUAAGAACCACAAGGCCAAGGACAACUUCAAGAGGUCCGUGGCCUCCAAGUACCCCAAGGACUGCAGCGAGGCGGAGCGCUCCUACCUGAAAACCAAGGCAAGCUCCCCCAGGGACAAGAUCUACACCAUCGAUGGUGAGAAGGAGCCCAGUUUCCACCUCGACCCACCCCCGUUUGCGGAAAGCAUGGCCCUCCCCGAGAACGUGGACUUCCCCGACACCUACCAGGAGCGCGGGGAGAGCUUCCGCAAGGGGGACUCCACGCUGCCCCUCAACCGGAACACCCUGCAGGAGGAGGACGUGCUCCCCAACAACGAGCCGUACAAACUCUACUCCAAGCACUUCAGCCUGAAAGACAAGAGCUCCCCACAUAGCGAGGGCAGCGACCGGUACCGCCAGAACUCCACACACUGCCGGAGCUGCCUGUCCAACCUGCCCACCUACGCGGGCCACUUCACCAUGCGGUCCCCCUUCAAGUGCGAUGCCUGCCUGCGGAUGGGGAACCUCUACGACAUCGACGAGGACCAGAUGCUUCAGGAGACGGGGAACCCCGCCGCCCAGGAGGAGGUCUACCAGCAGGACUGGGCCCCGAACAGCGCCCUCCAGCUCCAAAAGAACAAGCUGAGGAUCAGCCGGCAGCACUCGUACGACAACAUCCUCGACAAACCCAGGGAGGUGGACCUUAGCAGGCCCUCCCGGAGCAUCAGCCUCAAGGACCGCGAACGGCUCCUGGAGGGAAACCUGUACGGGAGUCUCUUUAGCGUCCCCUCCAGCAAACUCGCGGGGAACAAGGGUUCCCUUUUCCCCCAGGGCCUGGAGGUCGGCAAGCGGAGCAAGUCCCUCUUGCCGGACCACACCUCCGAGAACCCUUUCCUCCACUCCUACGGGGAUGACCAACGCUUAGUGAUCGGGAGGUGCCCCUCGGACCCUUACAAACACUCGCUGCCGUCCCAGGCCGCGAACGACGGCUAUCUCCGCUCGUCCUUGAGGUCGACGGCGUCAUACUGUUCCAGGGACAGUAGAGGCCACAGCGACGUGUAUAUUUCAGAGCAUGUUAUGCCUUAUGCUGCAAAUAAGAAUAAUAUGUACUCUGCCCCCAGGGUUUUAAAUUCCUGCAGCAAUAGACGUGUGUACAAGAAAAUGCCUAGUAUCGAAUCUGAUGUUUAAAACCUUCCAUUAAUGUUUUAUCUAUAGGGAAACAUGCCUAAUGGCCAGCGUUCCAGACGGGUAAAUGGUGGAUGCCCCAAUAGUGCCCCGACCAGAGGACGAGGAUUUAGGAAGGUAUUUUUCAGUUGAUUCUUUUGCACAUGGCUCCAAGCCGUAGUCUUCCACUCAAGGAAUCUUGUGAGGUGUGUGCUGAGCACGCGAGAGCCCAGAUAGGUGAGUCCUUAACCAAAAACCAAUCCACACCAGGGCGAGUCUCCUGGACGUGCCCGCCAGAUAUGUCGCAAUAACGACACAUCGGAUGCCAGUGGUCAUGUGACGAGUUCCUAUAUUCCAAAUCCCAUUAAGACCAGCCCACCCUGUAAUUCCCUCAUCAGAAAUGCCUCACGGUUUCUCUGAUACAGAAUAAGCAAUAUGGUAUGCAUGUAAACCUGACACAAAAUAAAACAAGAAUGCAUCCGCACUGUAGCGAGACGGAGUGUGCCAGAGCUUAGGAAGUUCGGCUUUCUAAGUGGUUCAGCUUUAUUGUUCUGCCUCCCAUGAUGGCCCCGGCCCAACCCCAGAACUCCCGGCUCCCCCAAAGGAUAGCAAACCCGAGUGUUUGUGGUUCACUCUGCUAGCUUCCUCAUAGUCCAUUUCCAAGACACAUGGAGUGGCAGGCCCAGGAGGGCCCUCACGCAGAGAGCGACUAGAGUCUCUUUGGAUGUCCGUUUGUGUAUUUCACAGACAUGCUCUCACCCUUGGCUUCGGUGGUCUUGCUCAGAGCUGCCAGACUCACACAUGUGUGUCUUCGAUACCGUAAGUGUGGAUCUUCCAUCUAUGACGCAGCGGCCCUUGUAGUUGAUCCCGGAGACUCCUGUGUACGUAAGUUUGCGUUUCCCCCUCUUCUGGUGAUGACUCAGGGUUGUAUAGUAUCUGUUACUCUCCCCCUCCCUCCAGGAACCAUCACUCGUUCAGUCCCCCUAGUCGCCGUGGCGUUUAAUUCAGUGUGCGUUGCUGUUCCCAGCAUGGUGAAUGUGGGGGCAUGUGCCGGCGGCCACACGUGUGCCGUGAUCUCUAAGAAAUAAAAUGCCAUCUGUCUUGCUAAAGGCCAGUGUGGCCACAGGACGAUCUUCCUCAACCCGUCCUGAAAUUCGGCAGGACACGUGUCCCUGCUCCAACCUCCUUAAAUCAACAGCCUUCAAAACAGGAGAGACACUCAAGUAUCUACCCUGAGCAUCCUCCCAAUUGUGGAUAAUCUUUAGUGGGACGGGUGAUUCUUCUCUUCUGAAACAGUUGCUCUGCUGAAGGCCAGCUGCCUACCAGCACCAACAGAACUCGCAGAAUUCCUCGAGGCAUUUGUCAUUUCCGAGUCACUUCCAUCAUCCCCUUCUCACUCGCCUCAAACCUGUGCAAAAAUGAUAGGAAAUGAUACUCACUUUUGUCCACUGUGGGGCAAGGCUGGGGAAUCUUGACACAUAAGCAGCUCUCAGCACAGCAUCUUAUGCAUUCAGCGUGCCCCUGCUAUGGACAGGCAAGUUGUUACUUUACAACACUUCACCAGAACAGAAUUUUCCAGUUUAAAAAUUAAACAUGAUAAAAACCACAGACAAUACUCAUUAUAUAUUUUAUACAGUUCAAAUCUAAUAAUUAGCGUGUUUUAAAUACAUGAAUAUACCUGAGAUGUUUGGGCUAAGUAGCCACUUGACUUGCACAGUCCCUGGAUCUGUGUUGGUGUCCUGUUACAGAAGCCCUAGGCUAAUGCAAACAAGCUGGACCAUUCUCCGGGCUCCUGCAUUUUGCCCUGGGCUCUUGGAGGAGGGGGGCAGAAUGACAGCUUGAAAAGUUAACCCAGGUCUUAGAGCCCUGCCCUGUUCUGUCUUGUAGGCAGUGAUUUCCUGUGAGUGGGCAGGUGCCCGAAAUAAUUCUCUUUGAGCUUGAGGAUUCAUUGAACGGCUCCAUCUUUGAGAUAGGGCACCUGAUCUACCACAUUCCUAUAAUGAUGAGCAGUGGUUGAUGAGAAGUUCCAGGGUCAGUGGGAGAGCGGCAGAGGGAGCCAGUGAGAGUCUUUGAGAUGGACAGGCAGAAGGGGCUGACAAGGUACUGAGGAUGAACGCACUUGAAUGUUGCAUUUUAUUUUUUGGGUGUUGCACCUUUGCUUCUCCAACGGUGGUGGAGCCUCGAUUAAAGAGCCCGGAAUAGCCCCCCAGUCGCUACUCUCAUGCACGCCUCUGAUCUUAUCAUCUUUUACCAUGUCCCGCCUUUGCCUUUCCAGUGCUUUUCAGACCUGUACACCCCCAGCCAGGAUCACCUCCAUCUCCUCACAAGAGUGCCAUGUCUUAACACAAAAUGAAUUGAAGUCUCCCAGAAGAGAGCCCAUGGUACAUCACCAAUCUAAAGAGGCUAUCUGUCUUUCUCUAGUGUCCUCAAAACCAAGGAGCUGCCAAAGGUGGCAGAGAUCUCCAGGGAGAGUGAGAACUACACUUGGAAUGACCCCAUAGAUCAAAAAGCCUUCUUCUAAUAACAACAUUAGUUCUGCUGUUAACCCCAUACCUCUCUGGGUAUAGAAACUAAAUAUAUGGCUUUGGGAAGAAUCAACAGCAAUGCAGCCAAAAAAAAAAAGGAAAAAAGUAUACCCUUCCUCUAAUAGUGAAAGGGUUUUUUAAAAAAGAAAUAGCUAGAGUUGGAUGCUAUGUAAUAAGUACAUCAUUUCCUUCCUCCACAGAUUCACUGACACCUAAUAGUGAUGAUCCCAAACAUAAGACAACCAACCAUUGAUUGAUGGUCAUUUUCUGAUGGAAAGAUAGUGAUGUUGAGCUAUUAGAAGGCCAUCCAAGUCGUUCAGUUCUUUGGGGAAAGAGUAGCAGGAGUCUAACGUCCAGAGGUAAAUCACACCUACAGAACAGGAGGUGAUAAGAAUUACAGGGGAUGCCCUGAACCAUGGGUCCAUUACAGAAGAUUCCUCAGACACAUCUCAACUCUGAGUCCUUAGAUUUGUUGAUGCUGAGGAUCCAGGAUCUCUGACCACAAAGGUGUGCCUGAGUUUCAUCUGACUCAAAGUCGGAACUGGUGUCCGUCAUGAUGCUACAUUAAUUCUUAAUGGUUUUCAUCACUUGAGAAGGACCCAGAUAGGUUAUAGUGCACAUGUGCGACCAACUUAAAGUGUUCUGUGAAAGAGGAGAGUCUUCUGGGAUGCAGGGUCUACUCUGGGCAACCUUUGCGUUUCUGGAAAAUUGUUUCCAUUAUCCUUACAUCUGCGGGUUCCUAGGCCAUCCCAGGUUUUAGUGCUCUGAAGGGCGAGAUGUCAAUGGGUCUGCUUUUCUGCCAGUGAGGCUUCCAUGAGAGGUGUGGGAUUACAGUCAUCCUACUCAUUACGCUUGUGUCCUUUGCAAAUUGCAUUGCAUUCUUUGAGCCAGCACUGUCUCAUGGACUGUACCUGGUUUCUCUUCCCUGUUUCAUUAAGGUGCCUAAGAAGUGUUUAUACUUAGGUUUUCCCACAAAAGCGUUAAAAUUCAUCCUUUGCAGCAAACUCAGUCAAAUCAAUUCACACUUAUUUUCAGGGGAGGAAAAAAAUAAAAUUACACCUUGUUUACAAAUGAAAUAGUUUCACUUAAAUGGGACUCCAGCCAAGGCAGUUAAUUAGUCAAAAGAUUCACGGCAGCCAUGCGUUCAUACAUUGUUUAUUCUAUUUGGUAUGUCUACCACUGAUGUGUAUUUAAUAUUCUGCAUCUUUCUCAGGAAAUGACAAAUGCCCUGAAUUCUUUGCAAAUGGAAUUGCUAAUGAAAAAUAAAAGAAAAAGUUGGUGUUAAUUAAAUGGUGAUUAAAAAAUUAUCUCCUUUAAAUCUAAAAAAGUCCAGCCUUAAUAAUCAGUUGUCAUAUAAAUCAAUACCUUGCACUGAAAUCCUUUGCAGGGUUUAAGACCUAAAUAAAUACUAAGUUGAGAAACCUAAAUAUCUUUCAGAAGAGCUGAAUAUAUCCGCUAACUUUAUGCAAACCCUGUACUGUUUCUUUGUGUAGAGCUGUUGUUUAUGAAUUCUUCAAAGGGGAACAUGCUUCUGAAAUGGAGCCUGUUUGUAUUAAGCGCAGCUAGAACAGACAUAAUUGGACUUCAAGGGGAAAACCACCAUCAACAAAAAAAACUCCCCAAACUUAAUAGGUGAAAGCUAAACUCAGUGGUUGGUAUUUAAUAUGAGUCAAGGCAAUUUGCAUUCCAAAAGCAGUGUUUAUUUUCCCUUGAGACAAAAUAAGACCUUUCCAGAUACCCCAUCUUCUCUUGGUAAACAGUGUCCUAAUUGUUUAAUGAAAGGUUACCUGGAGUUUUGACUUGAAAAGUCCUCUCAGUAUGCAGUUGCCCUUUCACAUUCAACCCCUUUACAUUGUUCUCUGUUCCUAUCUAAUUGUAUCAGAUGAGGUCAGCUUGGCCCUUGAUGGAGAUCGGAGAUGUCCAAAUGCACUUAUCCUGUGAAUAUCAAUGCUCGGGUACACAUGUAUAUAAUAUGCUUGUUUUCUACAAUUUACACGUACAUGUAUUAUCCAAAUAAAAUUGUAUAUAAUGUAAAGUUUAUGUUAAAAUUUAAAUGAUGAUAAGGAUAUUAACACAUGGAAAACCCAUUCUGGUUAUAGAUGGGAUGAUAUUUCUGUAAAGAGGGCACUAUUUUUUUCUUUUAAAUAAUCUCAGUUCUAGGGAGGAUAACAGAACCCAAGUGGCAUUUGUGUGUUGGAGUUCUUGGCCCCUUAUAUAAAAAAAAUAUCUGGGGUUAGGGGCGCGGGAUGUAGUCUGCUCACUGUUACUCUAGAAGACAGUGCUGAUACAGACAUGCCCUUGAUUUCUGCAGACCCACUGAAGGGCGCGUUUCCUGUUUAAACGCCUUCUCUUCUUUGCCCACCCACACUCCAUGCCCGUAAAUACUCAGUAUAGUAUCAGCUAACAGUGUCUGCCCACAAGGGUCUUAAAAAAACAGAACUUAUAGAACUACACCAAGAUUUGGGGCAAGGAGAAAGGCGAUGGGAAAAUGAAGAGAAGAUGAAGUUGCAAAGAGGCAGUAGCCAUCUGUUCAAGGCUGUCAGGUUGACAGUGUCAGAGUCAGGUCUAGAACCUGAGACUUCCGAGUCCUAGCUUGGUUCCUUUUUCCAGGCUAUCUCAUCCCUAGGUUUCUCUCAAGAGUGUUUCCCUGAACACCUCUAGGAUCAGUGCUGGAAAACCUCACAGAACUGACCUUGCUGUCUUUGCCUCUUGCCUUAUACAGACCCGUGCACCCUUCUUUGAAUUUAGUUUUCCUUUAAGCUCCCCCAAAACCCCUUGUCUCGGAGUCCUGGAGAAGAGAAACCUCUUUCCAGGGACUUAUUCCCUGUGGAAAGAGUGGAUAACGGGAUAUGGUUUAAAAUCUCAAACCGAAGAUGAAAACUGGCAGGGAUCAUUGAGGUUAUAUUGUUACAUUUCUCGUUAGCCAAGGAUGAACAAAGGACCUUGAUUAGCUGAUGGAAGCUGACUAAGUAUCCACUCUCCUUUUAGGGCCAGUUUGGGAUGGAGGAGAGGCGGAGGGACUAGAAAGUACAAUCUCUUCCCAUAAGCACGCUCUAGAACUUCAGUGCCCUAGGACGAAAGACAAGCGAGAACACAGACUAAAUGAAAAAACUGGAAAUGAUGAAGUUUUCAUCAGGAGAUAAAAAUGUAUGUGAUUCCAUGAUCAAACAAAACAGGUAAUCCCUCCCCUAGACUUACUUCCAAGUAACUUUAGAGAAUAUAUUUGUUCUUGGAGAUACCCGUCCACGAUGGUACUCAGGACACCUAGGAGCAUUGAUCAGGUGAGCAGACUCGCCCUUCCCUGAUUUUGCACAGGCAGGCUUGGAUCUGGGUCCUCUCAGCUCUCCAGUCCUUGCCGCAUCAUGCCUCCUUCCAUCUCUGCUUUAUGACAUGUGCUUUAAGAAAAGGUUGGGGGCGGGGGGAAUCCUUAAAGGAUUGGGAAAUAGACCAUGAUGUAUGAAGACUAUUUCCUGAAAGCUUUUGUGUUUGGUUUGGUUUUUGACUUGUGAAGAGUACUUUGGAUAGUUCAGGGUAAAAAAUGUAUCAGGGAGGAAAGUAGAGAGAAUUCCUGUGGAGUCCCAAGUGCCUCUGUGUUGUGGCUAGCCAAAAAGAAUGCAUCAGGUGCCUGGAAAGAAAAGGGGACGAUGAGACAGCAAAAGGAAUUAAGGUGUAUUUCAGAAAGAUGGUGGGGUGGAGAAGGGGCUUAUUUUUUUCUCUGUCCAUCCUAUUCUGUGUAUUUCUGAAACAUCGGGGUCUCCAUUCAUCCCAAGAACGUGCCUUGGUUCAGCACCUGAUUUUGGAAAUAUCAAAAUGUAUCUAUAUUGCGUGUAGACUGUAUUCUGGGUACAUCCUAGAAUGCGAUCCUCAAAAUAGCCUGGGGAUGUAAGUAGGAGUGCUCUCCUUUUACAGAUAAGAAAACUGAUUCAGGUUGGUUUCCAUCUCAUUCAGCCACAAAAAUCUGCUAAUAAAGGUGUAUUAUGAUCUCCUCCGGGGGAGGGGGUCAGAAUAGAUGUCUGGAAAAGAGAUGUGUUGUUUUGAGGUCCCCGGGGCUCUCUCUUGAGUUUCUGCCUCUGUGGUGAGGAAGGUGAUGCGUGUCUGUUUUGGGGUGUGUUGAGAACCCCCAGGAUCCCGCCUCUGUUCGUCGGCCCCUCCUGAGACUUGAACACUGUCUGUGUCUCUCACCUGUAUGCUUGCACUCAGCACUUACUUUUUUGGUUCCUGGGGAGUUAUUUUCUCUACUUAGCAUGUGCCUAAUAUUAAAUAUCCCUUUCCUAAUAUCUCUUCUUUUUCUUAGUAGACAUCAGGGAUAAUUCCAUUAACAUAUGCAAAUAAUAUGCUCUCACACGUGUGCGGGCACACAUGCCCACACACACACACACACACACAUACACACACACACUCACACACACACUGCCUUGUGACCCCACUAAAGCCUCCCUACACAUGGCGGCCCAUUUUCAGAAAGAGGAGACUGCUUGCAAGUGACUGUCCUUCUGUUGAUUGGCUUUGCCAAGCAGACAGAACAGAGUUUGGAGGUGUGACAGGGAAUAGGAAAUAGAGUUUGUGCAUAAGUGACCAGGAGCUUUGGUAAUCAGUAUGGCUGAGGGCCAACUAUUAAGAUUUUUUUCCCCUGGUCACUGACUUUAAGAUAACUGUUGAACCAUUGCAAUGCUUGUUUGGUUUGUCUCAUUAAAGAAUGUAGCAUUGGAAUAUUCCCAGCUGACUUUCUAGGAGCCCGAAAUGAUGUAGGGCAUAAUGCAUUGUGUAGGCCAUGACCCAUGAAGCCUUUCUUAAACCCCCUCUCCCAUGUUCUAAGCCAUACCCCUCUCUCCUGGCAUUUAUAUUGACUGCGAGGUGGGGCACAGUAGAACCAUUUUAUAGAAAAGGAAGCUGAGUGAGGUUUGAAGGAAUGUUUGUCUGGGGGAUUCUGUGACUUGAUCCCUCUAGAGGGUCAAUUAACCUAAGGUUAAAUGACCUUAACCUUAAGCUUGUCCUAGUCCCUGAGAAAUUCUCUAGCCCUUUACACAUUUCAAGCUGGCAGUAAGUCUCUGAGGACAGAAAGGUUAUUGUUACUUAAUAGCUAUUUGAGAUCCUGUUGUUGCGUCUACAAAUGCAUGACAACAUUCUCCCAGGGAUGCUGAGCUUUGCAUAAACUAGAACACUCCAAAGAACAGUUUGGCCAGUGGUAUCUCUUCACUGGGGCUGUAUUUCAAAGCACACAACUCUCUAGGGAGCAGGAACCAAAUUGUUGAAAAUGGAGUCAUUUCUCAGAUUAACUUCCUCCAAUAAGGUGUCAGCAGUAUGUGGAAACAAACAAGACAAAACUGAAAUCAUCCCUCAUAAACCCCUCUUAUAUACCACAUGCGUGAAGCAAUGAGUUUGCAUCCUGGCAAUUCUGAGAACAUUCCUCAUUAGCCAUAGCCCUUGGUCAUAACCUCCUCCAGUUAAUUCUCUCUCACACCUUUGGGAAGGAUUUAAGUUGAGCCUUCAAAAGGAUAUUAAUAUAACACGUAGCCAAUACCACAGCUGCCUUUGAAAUUAAUAAGGUUAAUUGUUCUCCAGCAAACAUAAGUUUGUCUUUGGCAUUUUAAAUGCUCUCAUUGAUCUGACAUUUUGCUGUUUCAAGCUUUUAAAAGGGCUCAAAUCAAAGACUAUUGAUAGCUGAGCAAAUAGUGAAGGUCCAGAAAUAUAAAAAACAUUGUUGGCUUCUCCAUGAAGAACAAUCAUAAGCUUUUGAAUUCAAUUGAGGUUUCUACAUUAGCCAUCUAAGAUUUAUUGAAUUAUUUCUGUUCUCAGUUCAGCUAAUUCAAAUAAAUGAACUAUAUUGACUUUUUAAACCUAUUUUAUUUUUUUAGAAAAUAUUUAGUUUAUUAGGUUUGUAGACACAGUUCUGGGGCCAUGACCCAUUAAGUAAAUGUUCCUGGGCAGAAAUUUAUUAAUAAGAUUCAGAUGACUAUUUGGGGUCAUAUUCAGUUGAUCAUCUUUGAAAAUCUUGAUGGAUUUGGGAAGAUGAAUAUAGCACUCCUGACAUUUAUGUUUCUUAAAUUUUUUCCCUGAGAAAGAAUGUCAAUUGUUUAUUUUUUUCAAAUAAGAGAUAAGGUUAGAAUAAUAUUUUCAUAGAAAAUUCAGUAAACUACUCAAAAAACUAAUUACAUGGCUAGAUAUGGCUCAGAUGCCUUCCAAGCCUGGGGGUCCCCAAAGAUUUCUUUUAUCAGUUGUUUUUAACUCUGAAUCUUAAUUUUAUUCAUUCCCUUGCUAAAACAAAUUUAAAAGCAUACACUUCCCAAAUUAUUUAGUCGGGAUAAGUCAAUGUAGUUUAUCACAAUAGAAUGUCUGUGUAUAUUUUUACGUAUAGUCUAUAUAUUUCAGGCUAGAUAUUCAGAAAGAAUUAGGUCAGUUAACCGGUGGCUUGAAUAAGAAGAAGAUCAUAAGCAUCAUAAAUAAUGGCCUUCUCAGACAGAAAAAGAGGGUAAACUAUCCAUCUUUCACUUGUGUUCUAAGACUCACUUAACAAUACACAAGCUGGUCAUUACCCACAAGAAAGAAACUGAAUUAAGUGGCUUGAAAGGUCCGUGUCUGAGUUCACUUUUAACGCAACAUGGAUAGGAUUACACGUCUGUAUGCAGAGGGUUUCCAUUCACAGCUACAUUCAAACACAGUUGAAAACCCACAUCAGAACUGGCUCGAUCUCUGGUUUGGUGGAGCCCUAAGCAAGCUGCGCGCUCUGCUCAGUGGUUUUCAUUCAGGAAUAAGAUGUUCACUUACCAACCGCAACCGUUUAUAUCUGUCAUGUUUUAAUCCACUGCAUGAGGAAGUGCUAAUAACUGUAUUAAAUAUUUCCAAGCAUAGCUACAAAAUUACACGUUUGCUUAACACCUUUCUAUGAUAGAGGAAGUAUAUACUAUGGUUGUCUCCUUGUAGUAUGUCUUUUAUUUUUGUUCAAUGUGUUAUCAACUGUUUUAAAGGAAUGGGGUUUGAAAUGUGUGUGCAAACUGGUAUGUACAUAACUCCCGAGGCAACAAAAGUGCCCAGUCAUAUGGUGUAAAAAUGUAAAUACAGGAAAAUUUCAUUUUUCUAAUAAAGAUAAUUUCUGCCAAUUGAUAUGAAAA
This is a messenger RNA of Odocoileus virginianus texanus, 12228 nucleotides long. NCBI's taxonomy places the organism in Eukaryota, Metazoa, Chordata, Mammalia, Artiodactyla, Cervidae. The record is from RefSeq and is a predicted model, not a curated record.